GCAAAGUGCAUUUCAAAGGUCUGUGUCAACGGAGUCGUCAUGUCUGCCCUUCUCUAUCGUGGGAAAUACGACCAUGAAUAUCAUCAUAAACAAAGGCAAUAUGUGGUUAAAGAAUACAGCAGUUCUGAUGCCACAGAAGAGCGAUAUGAGCACAAAACGCAUGCUCGCAUCCAAGAAGUGGUGCAAACAAAAAUAUCAGAAAAAUAUGUGCGUGAGGAGCCAAUGGUCAGGGGCCCACAUUUCCUUGUCAGACUCAGAUCCCACACUGUGUUUGAAAACACUUCAAUCAAACUCUUCUGUACCGUUGAAGGCUAUCCCAUGCCAAUUGUGAAAUGGUAUAAAGAUGGUGUGAUCAUGAACUUGUCCUCAGGAAAAUAUUUGAUUGAAAGCAAAGGAGGAAGCCAUUCUCUGCUGAUCCCAAGAUGUUCAACUGAUGAUACAGCUCUGUACACUGCUGUCGCUGGUAACAGCCAUGGACAGGCUUCUAGUCAGGCAUCCAUCAUAGUAAAGCGAUAUAAGGAUGAGGAGGAAUCCAGUCCAUAUGCAUGGCUGCCUUUUACAGCUGCUAUGCUUCCCAAGAUCCAUUACACUAAAAUCCACAUAACUUUUGARGAGACGUUUGGCCCCAUAUUUGCCACAGAGGGAGAAUCUGCCACUCUAUCUGCCACCAUGACCCUGAACCCCAACCUGGCCAACCUGCAGCCUGAGGCACAGUGGUAUAGAGAUGACACCCGUCUGUUUGACUCUAAAUGGGUAAAGAUUGAAACAGGCAGAGGAUUCAGCACAUUGACUCUUCCAAACCUCUACAAAGAUGAUGAAGGCCUGUACACUCUGCGUAUGGUCACAAAGGGAGGCACAGCGGAGCAYAGUGCAUUUGUUUCAGUCGCAGAUGGUCCCCCUCCUGUUGCUCGUGCACCUGGUGCUCCUAUGGACAUAAAGAUCCAUGAUGCCAACAGAGACUAUGUCAUUGUGUCAUGGAAGCCUCCAAAUACCACCACAGAGGGYCCAAUCCUUGGAUACUUUGUGGACAAAUGUGAAGUUGGAACUGAGAACUGGACCCAAUGCAACGAUCAUCCCAUAAAGAUCUGUAAAUACCCGGUGUCUGGCCUGUUUGAAGGACACUCCUACUAUUUUAGAGUCAGAGCCGUUAACUCGCACGGAAUCAGCAAACCUUCCCGCAUGUCUGACCCGAUUGCUGCAAUGGAUCCUACUGAGUUAGAGAGACUUCAUACCAAAAAGCUUGGAGGAAAACUGGACGUUGUGUCUUAUUAUGAUGAAGUUGAAGCUGAAGGAAAGCCUCCAGGACCUCCAUCAGGAGUUUAUGCUUCAGAAAUAGACAGGACAUAUGUCGUAUUGAGCUGGAAAGCCCCAGCUUAUUCAAGCAAGGCUCCCAUGUGGUACUAUAUUGAAAAGGCCAUGGUGAACACUGAAGCCUGGCAGCGCGUUAACACUAAAGUUCCUAUUCGAUCCCCUCGUUAUGCUGUUUUUGACCUGGCAGAAGGCAAAGAAUAUAAAUUCAGAGUUUUGUCUGCUAACAUGUACGGUAACAGUGAGCCAUCAAAUCCAACUGGACCUAUUGAAACACAGCAACUUAAAGGUGUGCCAUCUGCUCCUGGUCAGGUGAUUGCAACAAGAGAAACAAACACUUCUGUUCUCAUUCAGUGGGCUCCUCCAAAAGAACCCAACAAUCUGAUUGGUUAUUAUAUUGACCAGUGUGUGAAGGGGUCCAACAACUGGACCUCAGCCAAUCACAAACCUCACAAGAACAUCAAAUUUGUGGUUAGUGGUCUGACCACAGGAGAAACGUACGUCUUCCGUGUCCAGGCUAUCAAUGAGCUGGGUCUCAGUGAUGAAUCCCAGGAAUCUGCACCUCUCAGUGUCAGAGCUGCUCUCACCACCCCCUCAGCUCCUUACGCCAUUGCGCUGGUUAACUGUGACGGCCGUUCAAUGGUUCUGAGCUGGAAGAAGCCUCUUCAUUCUGGAGGCGCAGAGAUCAAGGAAUAUUAUGUGGAUAAAAGACGCAGCGGAACAACCAUGUGGAGGGAAAUACACAUACCACCAGUCAAGGAAAGACUUUAUAAGGUGGAGGGCUUAACUGGAGGAGCAGUCUUUCAGUUCCAUGUUUAUGCUGCCAACUUGGCUGGCCUCGGACCAGCAUCCAAACAUUCAGACGACUUCACAUGCGAGGCCUGGACAAUGCCAGAGCCUGGCCCUGCUUAUGACUUGACGUUUUGUGAAGUGAGAGAUCACUCAGUGGUAAUUGAGUGGCAAAAGCCUCUCUAUACUGGUUCUGGACCAAUCACAGGCUACCAUGUUGAGUAUUCUAAGAAGGGGACCUCUGAUUGGACUGUAGCUAAUGAGGCACCUGUCAGUCAGUGCUUCCUGAAGGUAAAAGGUCUUGAGGAAGGUGCAGUCUACGUGUUUAGAGUGCGUGCGGUUAAUGCUGCAGGAGUGGGCAUGGCCUCGUUUCCCUCUGACCCUGUGACUGCCAGAGCUGUGGCAGGUACCCAGGAGGUCUCCUGUGUGGUAGAUGAGAAGUCRGGUGACAUUGUUCUGUCGUUUGAGUCCUGCCAAAUAAAUGAGGGCUCUCAAUUCAUCUGGAAGAAAGAUUAUCAAGAAAUCACAGAUUUCUCCAAAGGACUAGUGAUUAAUACUGAAGGCAGCCACUCGAAGCUAGUCUUUAAGAACCCAAAUAAAGAAGAUUUUGGAUCAUACUCUGUUUCUGUCACCAACACGAGUGGAGUGUCAUCCAGCUAUACAAUCUCAGCCGAAGAGAUGGAAAAGAUGCUGGCACUCAGCUAUGAUAUCAGACACCCAAUCAUCCCACUCAAGUCGGAGUUGGCCUAUAAGAUUUUGGAGAGAGGCAGAAUGAGGUUCUGGCUGCAGGCUGAAGAGAUUUCCUCCAAAGUCACCUACAAAUUCUUUGCAAACAACAAGGAACUCUCUGGCGCUGAUCCCAACAAGAUGGGACACGACAUCUCUACGGGUAUCAUUGAGUUCAUCAUGGACCAUUUCACAGAAGAGAAUGAAGGCACAUUUACCUGCCAGAUCACAGAUGGUGGAGGCAAAGCACAGAGCUCACUGGUUCUGAUUGGAGAUGCUUUCAAGAAAGCUUUGGCUGAGGCUGAUUUCCAGAGAAGAGAGUACAUCAGGGUCAAAGAGGGUCCCCACUUCAGUGAAUUUCUUUCACUUCAGAUCGGAGAUGAUUGCUCUGUCACUUUGGUCUGCAAGGUUGCUAAUUUGAAGAAGGAAUCACAGUUUCACUGGUACAAAGGGGACACCGAGAUCAUCCCUGAUGUGAAACCGGACCUCGGAUCAGGAGUCUGCAAACUGCCAAUUAAAGAGUUUUCACACAAAACAACAGGGAUUUAUAAGGCCACCAUCAGUGAUGACAGAGGAAAGGACAUGAGCCAAAUUGACAUCAGUGGAAAAACUUUUGACGAUGCCAUAAACAAACUGAGCCAGCUGGCUGGAGCCAGUGCUGAAGAGCUGGUGAUUAAGUGCACUGCAACAGGCAUUCAGCUACAGUGUCACAUGAAGUAUUACACCUCUGAGAUGAAUAUCACCUGGUAUCACGGUGAGAGUAAACUCUCCCACAGUGACAAGAUCGUGAUCGGAGGCACCCCUGCUAUGGCAACAAUGGAGGUGGUUGAACCAGUGGAGAAGGAUAAAGGAUCAUACUCCAUUGUGAUCACCAGCUCUGACAGCUCAACCAAACGAACCAUGGACCUCAGUGGUGAUGUUUAUGAGAAGGCUUAUGCCGAGUUCCAGAAGCUCAAGGCUGAGGCUUAUGCUGACAAAAAUCGCGGUAAAGUUGUUGGAGGACUGCCUGAUGUUGUCACUAUUAUGGAAAAGAAGACCCUGAGUUUAACCUGCACAGUGUGUGGAGACCCCAAGCCUCAAGUGUCUUGGCUGAAGAAUGGAACAGAGGUUGAACUUGAUGAUAAGUAUGUGGUCUCUAUAGACCAAGGCAAGUUUGCUAGUCUGACCAUCAAAGGUGUUUCCAUGGAGGAUUCUGGCAGAUAUACAAUGAUUGUCCAGAACAAAUACGGAGGAGAGUCUGUGGAUAUACUGGUCAGCGUGUACCGCCACGGGGAGAAAAUCCCUGAGGCAAAACCAGCUAUGACCCCUAAAACGAUCAUCCCUCCUAAACUCCCCAUUGAGAUUCCUCAGCCCAAGACCCAGCCUGCCGGCGCUGCUCCCACCCCAUCUGCUCCCAGCUCCGCUCCUCCAAAGGCAGCAGUAGGGAGAGGAGUGAAGAGUCCCACUCCUUCUCGGAGGAAGUAAAGAGCAUGAAAGUCAUUAAAGAAAGAACAUGCACUGGUGGACCUAUAGAUCCCAUGUAGAUGYUUUUAUUGGAUUUCUCUAUCUGAUAUUAAAUAGAGCUAAUGUGCUUGGAAUUAAAUAUAAAUAAGAGUGCAAAAAAAACAAAAAAAGGAAAACAUUUAGCUUUUAUCAAAUUCACUUUACAUGAAAGUGCGAACAAAGUGUAGUUCAAAAAUGCUGAAACUUUCAAAAAUUGGAUAAUAAAAAUGAUUUAAAUACAAAUGAUAAAGCUAAAAGUUAAUUUCAGCUUGAAAAUGUGUUCAGUGUGUUUACACUGGAAGUGUGAAGUCCUGUCUUUAAAUAAGUGCUGCUCAUCAACAAUAAAAUGCACAUUGCUGGCACCAUG
Austrofundulus limnaeus is the source of this 4672-nucleotide messenger RNA. RefSeq names its product myomesin 2b (gene myom2b). The record is from RefSeq and is a predicted model, not a curated record. Gene Ontology annotation, molecular function: protein binding. Gene Ontology annotation, cellular component: M band. Lineage: Eukaryota; Metazoa; Chordata; Actinopteri; Cyprinodontiformes; Rivulidae. The coding region runs from base 40 to 4287 and encodes 1415 amino acids. Gene Ontology annotation, biological process: sarcomere organization. The transcript is spliced from 39 exons.